Messenger RNA from Cryptococcus deneoformans JEC21, 2870 nucleotides. RefSeq lists its product as hypothetical. The record is from RefSeq and is a predicted model, not a curated record. NCBI's taxonomy places the organism in Eukaryota, Fungi, Basidiomycota, Tremellomycetes, Tremellales, Cryptococcaceae. The coding region runs from base 199 to 2613 and encodes 804 amino acids. The transcript is spliced from 4 exons.
UCGACGAGGAAGAGACAGACGGAAAGAUAGGAAGAACAGAGUAAGGAAACGAAAUACCUCAACUUUUCUCUUCUUACUUCAUCUCUUUUCCCCUCAUCAUCAUCUUCUCAUUCUCAGUCCAUAUCCACACUUAUCUACUCAUACCCAUAUAACAUAUAUUGAGCCCCUCAAAAUAGUGAUUUUCGCCGAUGGACGACAAUGUUGUUCACAUCCAAAACUUUCUACCAUCCGUUAGACGCUCCUCCUUAUCCUUCUGACAAUAUCAGUGCCAACGCCAGCGAGGACGAAGAUGAAAUCAACUCUCAAUCUUCAGCCCCCGCUUUUCUACCCAACGUGCAUCAACACCGGAGGACCAGACCUAACAUCGAUAUCGGUGAAACAGCAGAGGAUAUCGUCCCUCGACCCGAAUCUGCGCCGGCACUGAUAGGGACCAGUGUUAGCCGAAAGGAUGAAGAAGAGGAGGUGGAUAGAUCUUCGAGCAUAGGCCUAGCACCUCAAACCCAACCCAAAGGUCCAGCCAUCAGCCCUUUCACCUGCGUCUUCUCCAGCAACGCCAGCGCCACAAAUCAGCCGUCCAAGGAGCCCCAACCUGGAAAAACGAAACAAUUGAAAAAGUUGAUUGCGACAUACAAGAAAAAGGCAAUGCGCGAGCUGGAGGAACAAAGGUCAUCACAACAAGACGGAGGGGUGAGCAUCCAACCAUCGUUUUCUGGAAAGGGGCAUCUCCAUACCGGCGCCGCGUGGAAAAUGGGAAACUCGACAAAGGCGACGAAGACGAUCAAGGGAACAAUGGGCCCGGCCUUCCCGCAAGUGGAGGAGAGGUUAGUCGAUAAGGAAGAGGUCCAGUUUGAUGAGAAAGAAGAAAAGCUAGAUGAGCCAAGAAAACGGCCCAUAAAUAAAGGAAAUAGGACAGAGUCGGUUCUUGAAGAGCCCAAAGCUAACGCAUUAAUCUCCAAACCCCUACACAAUAAGGCUCUUUCGAGCGAUUUGUCACAACCUCAUGAGUCUAAUAGCAACGUAGAAGGCAACGGCACCGGCGAGAGGCUGGACACACUCGCUCAAGUGGCCACAGACACCUCAACACUCAAUCUCAGCAUUGAAUUCAUUCCGGAAGACACAUCAAGUACCAUGUCUGGCGGGGUUGACGAUAAAAAGGACGAUUCGCCAUGUUUGAAAACUGAUGAGUCUCCAACCCUCGGAAAGCCCGAGGAGGAUAUAACUGAAAAGGAUGAUACCACAACUCCAUCGAGCCCCCAUGAUGAGUGGAAAAUCGAGAGCCAAAAAUCAACGGAACCAGUUUUACCACAGGCAUCUAAAAAGUCUAAAGGCCAAAGACGGCGAGAAGCAGCAAGAGCCAAAAAGAUUGCAGAGGAAGCUGAACAUGAAAAAGGGAAAUUGAUACCUGAAUUCCAGUUGCGACAACGACCGCCUGACCAAGUAGCCCAGGUGGUGUACAAGAAUGGCAUCCCGGGAGUCCCAUUCUAUCGCGCCGAAGUCGUCCCAGGUCGGACACACAAACAACUGUUCGCAAACCGCUUCAUUCCCCGAGGCAAAACAUUCCUCUGGGAACCUCCCCUCAUCACUCUCAGUGGUGGUUUCACCACCAAAGAAGCAGAGGAAGUCUACGCUAGCUGUACACCUGAUAUCAAGACCAGGAUCAAUGCACUUGCGAAUGCUAGGCCCGAAAUGGGGCUCUAUGGUCGGAUGAGCACGAAUAGGAUACCGCUAGGUGACAUGGGCAGGGUGGGGGUUUUUGAGAAGAUACCCCAAGUGGCAUAUUCUUGUGAGGCGAAUGUCAGGUUUUUAUGGGCUCAAGACCGUUUUCUGGGCUUCCUUGUCGCGCUAGUUGAUAUCCCCGAAGGCCAAAAACUCUCUGUCCGACUGGAAUACGCCUUCCACCCUUCCGCCAUCCGCCGGGAAAAGAUAUCCCAAAUUAACGCUACUCCAUGCACCUGCCGUCUCUGCUCCUUACCUCCUCUGUCCCGCCGCUAUUCCGACGAAAAUCGACUGACCUACCACCGUCUACUCGCCUCUUACCCCAUCAUUUCCUCUUCCGAACCCCUCUCCGCCCUCUUCCAGAUUGAGAGAACCAUCGAGCUCAUCACUCUUGAAGGCUUGUGGGAAGCGCUCUUCGAUAGGUUUGUAGAUGGUUUCGAGAUCUGUGUAAGGUGGGCGGAUGCCAAGUCGGCGGCGGAAUGGGCAGAAGCAGCGAGAGAUGCUGCGAUGCUUUGUCAAGGCGAUUUAUUUGGUGAUAGUGAGUUCAAAGAGAGGUUUACGCGGGAUCCAGAGCUGUAUGACGGUUGGAGCAAGUUUGGGAGGACCAAACUCCGCGGUCCGACGGAAGCCAUUCUCAAAGCGGCUAUGGGCGACUAUGAUUUCGAAACCGCUCAGAUACAAGCCCGUGCCGAUCGAGCCGCUCGACGAGCUCAUAUAGCAGCCAUGUCGUCUCAUGUCCAGUCAUCCUCCUCGAACUUCCCUAAACAACCGCUUAUAAAUAAUACUCUACCUAUCGACGCUCUUGUGGCUGCUAUCGAAGGUAAAGGUGAAGGCGAGGAAGGAGAAGGUAGGGAAGGACAGGGGGUAACGAAAUGGAAGAAAGUCUCGAAGAAGUGAGGGAAAACCCGUUGUUUGUGUCGCAGAGAUAUGGAGGGGGUCGGAAAGCUUGAAGGUCAAGCUUCUUUGCUGGCGUGUCAAAAAGUCACGAGGCAAACAACCCUGCUCAAACGGACAACGCAAAAAUAUCAAUAAGGGGGUACGGUAUCCCUAGGACAUUGGAACACUCUCAUUAUCCACUAUAGUGUAACCUAUACCUUCUCGUUAAUAUGUUAGUUGAAUCAGCAUGUUACAUAUUUCUGAAUCAGCAAUAAUGC